Molecule: messenger RNA, 1501 nt
Organism: Oncorhynchus gorbuscha (pink salmon)
Lineage: Eukaryota; Metazoa; Chordata; Actinopteri; Salmoniformes; Salmonidae
Product: tumor necrosis factor ligand superfamily member 6-like
Exons: 4
Coding region: 7-768 (253 amino acids)
Biological process (GO): immune response
Cellular component (GO): membrane
Molecular function (GO): tumor necrosis factor receptor binding
Source: RefSeq, a predicted model, not a curated record
CUGACCAUGACACCUGCUGGCGCUGAGGAAGUUUGCUGUGAGAUCCCUGCGGAGAGUGACAGGAGUCGUUAUGCCGGAGUGAACCGCAGAGACAAAGGGCGGCCAAUGUGCCUCACUCGGUUCGCUGCGCUUGUCUCUUUACAUCUGUCUUGUUUGGUACUCUUGCUAAACGCAUAUCAUCAUAAAGCAGCAGACUACCAGCACACUUCAGCUGGAGGGGAUUCUAUGGGUGGCGUUCAACAGCAGCAGCAAAUUGAAAACAAUCUAAGUGCCCAUCUGACAGCUCCAUACUCAUUUAAUCAUUCAAAAGUGAUAUACCUUGAAUGGGAGUACAACCUUGGACUUGCUCACCUUAGCGGCUUUAAGUAUCACGACUGCGACCUCAUCGUGCUCAAGGAUGGCAUGUACAUGGUUUACCUGCAGAUCACGUUCCGAAGCCCUGGUCACUUUGUGUGUAACGAGGAGGAAUCAGGUUUCAUCCUCACCCAAAAAGUAAUCCUGUUUGCAAAGGGCUACCAAAAAAACAGAGACCUGCUAACAGCAUCUGACACAGUGGACUGCAUUCCCAAAUCGAAUGACUGUCAGUCAACUGGUUCAGAGGGCUGCAAGGAGGAGUCAGGUAUUCAGUACUGGGAAAAGUCUCUCUGCACGUCCGGGGUGUUUAAACUAAAAGCUGGGGACAGGCUCAGAGUGAGGAAGGGGGACAGGUACCAUGAGCUGAUGCUCCUUCAAGAAGACAGGACAUUUUUUGGGGCACAUCACAUUUGAUGUUGUUCCCCAGAAACAACAGGUGCAGGGAUAAUAAUGGACAUAUAUAUAUAUAUAUAUAUAUAUAUAUAUAUAUAUAUAUAGCAAUGUGAUAUAAGGAGGGGCUACUCCUUUACUCUGAAAUUUCAUAAAUUUUACUCUGCAACUCCAGUAGAUUAUUUUAAUCAGUCUCUUUCAUAUUGUUUCACCUGGUCAGCAACAGAGAAUUCAAAUGAGCAGGUGUAACAGAUGGGGAUUUGUAACCUCUCUCCUCAGCCUGAAAUGUCUCCCCCCCCGCACCCCAGAGACGUUGUCAAGAGGGUAGGCACGUUUAUUUUCAAGACAGAGGUCUCACGUUCCAGUCAGUCUCAGUGUGAGCUGCUCUAGGAGAGAAAGUAUGAUAAGCAAGAACAGUGAUGUCUGUAACACAGGCAAUUAGGGAACUUUCUAUCAAAUUAGAUUGAUGAUCUUACUCAAUGCCUAGAAAGCCUGGUAAUCAGUUUGUGUUAAUGAACUUAGCCAUGAGUAGAGUCUGACUGUGUCAGCUACAAAUGUCCCUAAAGCUCAUCCUGAUCUUUUACUGUAUAAAAACAUUAAGUGAUGUUUGAUGUGUCUCCAGCAGAAUAACAACAGGAUGAACAUGCAAUGUGACAUGGGUGAUGUGUUUUUUGUACUGUCUAGGGGUUUUGUAGAUUUUUGGGGUUGUUUACUAUCUAGGUGUUUAUAUAUGUCUAUGGUUGCCUAGAUUGGUUCU